AUGGACCUUGCUAUCCUCGCUUCCAACAUUCUGGAUGAACUCAACCUUCUUCGCAGCAACAUGUCCAAUAAACACCCCGAUUUUCAACUUCAACGACCACCCCCACUCCCACCUCCUCCUCAAGUUCCAGCUUCUACUCCUAUGGACAUUGAUUCUAUCACGGCAAGUGUUGGUUUCACGUUUGCAGCUUAUCGUGCCCUCUGUGUCAAAAAUAAGAUCUGUCAGCGUUGCCAAAAGGCAUAUGACGAAGCUCACAUCAGCAACCGUUCUUGUCCUAACACGGAGGUCGUAAUCAAAAACAAGCUUGACCUUUUUCUUCGACUCGCUCAACAUCAACAUCCAACCACUCAUCUUACUCAAAUUCAUUUGGGUCCUCUCAAUCCUGAACCUGCUCCUGCUUCUUGGGAUCAUAUCGGUCCUGGUUCGUUUGCGGACAUGUUGAUGUAUGGUUGUGAUGCGGAUG
Puccinia graminis f. sp. tritici CRL 75-36-700-3 is the source of this 463-nucleotide messenger RNA. RefSeq lists its product as uncharacterized. Lineage: Eukaryota; Fungi; Basidiomycota; Pucciniomycetes; Pucciniales; Pucciniaceae. The transcript has a single exon. The annotation marks the transcript as partial. The record is from RefSeq and is a predicted model, not a curated record.